Messenger RNA from Monomorium pharaonis (pharaoh ant), 1892 nucleotides. RefSeq lists its product as uncharacterized. NCBI's taxonomy places the organism in Eukaryota, Metazoa, Arthropoda, Insecta, Hymenoptera, Formicidae. The coding region runs from base 1158 to 1613 and encodes 151 amino acids. The transcript is spliced from 4 exons. The record is from RefSeq and is a predicted model, not a curated record.
UAUGUAAUAAAAACCUGUUUAUAUAAUAAUAUAUUCUAAUAUAGUAUGUUUUUUAUUAUUUCAGAUAAAAGAAAGAUAACUAUUUUAUAAUGCCACUAGAAAACAUGGAUCAUCAGAAAAGUUUAUAUUACAUAGUAGAAUUUUCUGACGGUAUGCAACUUAUACCAUCUAAUUGGUUGAAUGUUUUUAAAACUAAGGCAUACUGGCCUAACUUUACAAAUAUAAAAAAAUAUGAUAAAGCUGUACAAUAUAUGGAGCCUGUUGGAAAAAAUUGGACGUUAUGUAACAUAUUAAGAAUAUUAGGUAGUGCUGGUAAGCAAAAAUAUACAAUAUACAUUUUAUGACAAGUACUUAUAAAGAAUUAUAUAUUAACUACUUUUUUUCUCUAGUAAGUUAAUAAAAACACUACUUUAUCAUUUCAGGUUUUUUUGAGUCGGGGAAAAAAAAAUUAAAAUUAGCUGAGAUGUCUUCAGAUUUAAAUACUGAUGCCAGUGAUGAUGAAAAGUCAAAAAAAGAUAGAAAACUAAGACAUGCAAAAAAAUACGAUAAUGAAACUGAUUCAGAUUCAGAAACUGCUGAAUCUGUACUUACGCCAUUUCCUAAAUUGCAUUCGUACAAAACUACCAAAUAGUAACCGUAAAAAUGCCUUAUGUGGAAACGCUGCACAGGCUGGUUGUUCUUGUUGGAAAAUUAAAGUAUUUAGGUCGUUCUCUUUCUUAACUCAGUACCAGUGUUUGCGAUAUGCUGCGUCCUUUUAUGCGUUUUUCUUUCUUUGUUUUAUUUCAUGGCUGUUACCGGGUACCACUAGCGCGCUGUCUAUACUCGCUCUCUUCCUUUUGUUUUUGUCACUAGUCGUCAUUGUCGCUAGUCAGUACGCUCUACCAUCCUGCACGAGAAGGAUCACGCGGCGUGUUAACCUAUCUUUGAUUCGUGUAAUCUUUUACUUGAAAUACAUAGCAAUUAUAUACACGGAAAUAUAGUGUGACGUACUAUCUGCUACCUAAGAAAAAUCCAACAGUUCUACAGAAACUCAAUUAGAAAAUCAUAUUAAAUCCGUUUCUAAAUCUACAAAUCUUAUAAAGACUAGAAAGAAGGAUGAAGAAUAAGAGGUAGCUUUGGAAUAUAAAAGGGCAAAGGAAGAUGAUACUGAACAACAUAUGCAAGAAAUUUUCAAAGAAAAUAUGUUUUAUGGAGAAGGAGAGUUUCAAAAAUUUAUGAUAAAAAGUAUGACUGAUACUAAAUUUAAAUUAAAACGUUGCGAAAAUAUUUUGGUGCAUAUAUUAACAGCAAUUAAUACUUCUAAUGUAUCACAAAAGGAAGAUAAUUCAAUAUUAACAAAUGACUCAUUAGAUGAAUUUCCCAUAGCAGAUUUGGAAACUUUGAAAAAAGUCGAAGAUCAAUUACAAAAAAAUGAAUCGUACAAAAAUGCAAUGGUAAAAAUGUUGAGUAUGGUAGGAGGACAUGGCUUAAAAUCUCUUACUCUUAACAUUUUGACACGUGCAUUAAGUAACUUUAUUGCUACGAAGUACAGUUGGGUUGGUGGAAAAAAAAAAUUUGUAUUUUCUAAUCUAUUUUUGUGGAAGAUUAUUUUAAAAAAACUGAAACAGAGCUAGAAGACGCCAGUAAUAAUGAUGCAGUAGGUGAACAAUCAUUAAUUGCAUUAGAAGACUGUAUCUUACUGCCUCAGAUAUAAUAUUGUUUUAUUUCUAUUUUAUAGUAUAUUAGAUUUGUAAAGUAAAUUGCUGAUAAUUAUGAAGUAAUAACAUUAGUUUAGAUUUAAAUACAAAUACAUAUAAAAAAAAUUUAUUUUUAUUAAUACUAGUGACUAUUAUAUCAAAGAUUUAUGAUUAUAUAUAAAGAAAAAGUGCAAUGAAAACAAAUUGAAGUACAAA